AUGCAACACAACUCUUCCACAGAUGACGACCACCAUCAGCACAACAACAUGGAUGAAAUUGGAACACCAUCUACCAAUUACAUCAAUCUUUCCUCCGAUCAAUUAACUCCCACAGCCACCACUCAAGGUUUAGUCGAAAAGCAACAACCCCUAAAUCCAUUCUAUUCACACGAUGGUAGACGAAAGGCAGUUGGACACUGGUUGUGUCAUAAAUAUGUCAGCUUGGGAUUAUCUAUUUUCAUAUUCUUUGCAGCUCUUUCUCAACUUAUUUGUGAAAUUGCAGUUUAUCCCUAUACCAAUAAUUAUGGAGUCAAAGUUGGACCAAGAGUUGCCAUUUAUAUUCCAUUGGCAUUUUCCAUCUUGUACUAUGCCAUUAUGAUAUUUAGUUGUGGAACUUUCAAGUAUUUGUGGAAUAAUAUGAGUGUGAGUGAGAUUUAUAAUUAUAUAGAUAUGAUUACAAAGGUGAAACCUGUCAUUGCAAUGAGUGUUUCGUGUUAUCAUUAUGAAACAAGAGUUGAACAUUAUACUGAUUCACAGGGAAGAUCACAAACGAGAACUACAACUGUUAGAGUGAAUACUUAUUCUGAAACUAGAUUGUUUAAUUAUGAAUUUUUCAGAGAUUUAUCAAGACCUUUUGUUCUCGAUGGAACUUCCAAAAAGUAUAUGAAACUCCAAGUAGCAAACGUAAUAUUCACCAAUGAUGAAACCACAAAAAAGUCCUUAGAUACAUCCAGACUUGCAAUUCAAGUUGAAAAUCGUUGGAGAGAUGUUCACAUGGAUUAUUCUGAAAAUUGGACAGUUCCAGGAUUCAAGAAACAAAUUCUUGCCAAAAUGGAGGACAAGACAUCAGCUACCUACUUUUUCAACAUGUUCAGUUAUAUCCUAUUCUCAAUCUUUUUAAUGAAUAGUUUGUACAGAAUCAUUUUUGAUUAUUAUUGUGACACUCAGGAAUAUCAAGUAGUGAAAGAAAUUUCAGUCUUGCCAUUCCCUGAGGAGAUGAUCAUUUUACAACCUUCAUUAUGGAUGAAUUCAAAUUAUGGAAGUAUGAGUUAUGGAGAAGCUGUUUCAUUUUCUUCACAAUUACCAAAAGAUUAUAUACCUCCACAAAAUGGUCAACCAACAAUGAGUCAACCAGGUAUUCCUUAUCCUCAACAACAACAAGCAAUGCCUAUGCAAAAUGGUCAACCAAUUUAUCAAGGUAUUAGUGCUCAACCUUAUCAACCCUAUCCAAACAAUUCAUACACACCACCACAAGUUUACCAAAAUAGUCAAUAUAUUCCACCACCAAAUACUGUAUUGGAACCUGUAACCAUUCCAAAUCCAACAAAUUAAACAUUUCACAAAUUUAAAGAACACUGGACGAAACAAGAAGUUAUUUUUCUAUUUAUUGGAAGAUUAGAGGACAUAUCUGUAAAUUAACCAAGAUGAGAAAGAAAUAUCAAAAACUGCACAGAAAGGAACAUAAAAAUGUGGAACACUUUCAUGCUUGUGGAAAAGUAAAUCCCACAAUGCAUGAAUUCCAAUUCCAAUUGCAUUGGUCAACCAAGAACGAUGCUCCAAAGCAUACAUUGCCAAUCCAGUGUAUAAAACAACUGCACCAAUUUGUGUGAAAACAUUCAUCUUGCCAUUGGAAGCCAAAGCAAAACCCAAGUAAAUAGCAGCAAUGGUUGGGAGCAUGAGAGCAACAAAUGAGAAUGCCAAACUCUCUGACAUUAAUUCAAUGUUUAGGAUAGAGAAGAGUGCCAAACCUAAUCCAACAAGGGAAUCUCUAACUGAGGUAUGUGAAUGCAUUUUAUAUUGUAGUUCAAUUAGUUGUGCAUCAGGUGCAAGAUUCUUUUAAAGGAAUUUAAUAAUUGUACUAUUGUUAUCC
This is a messenger RNA of Naegleria gruberi, 1870 nucleotides long. RefSeq lists its product as uncharacterized. The record is from RefSeq and is a predicted model, not a curated record. NCBI's taxonomy places the organism in Eukaryota, Heterolobosea, Eutetramitea, Acrasida, Naegleriidae. Bases 1 to 1332 code for a protein of 443 amino acids. The transcript is spliced from 2 exons.